Molecule: messenger RNA, 2955 nt
Organism: Fusarium musae
Lineage: Eukaryota; Fungi; Ascomycota; Sordariomycetes; Hypocreales; Nectriaceae
Exons: 2
Coding region: 1-2955 (984 amino acids)
Source: RefSeq, a predicted model, not a curated record
AUGCGUCCUACCAUAGGCGUGGCUUUAGGCCUUGUGAGUAGCGUUUUUGCUGCUCCUGCGCCAGAAGCCUGUGAAGGCGAUAGGACUGAUGUUAUGCUCCAGCCGUAUGUGAUUGUGCAUGAUGAUAACUCAUGGUCUGCUCAGACUCUCAUUCCUCUUCAGCAGUACAAUCCUGCAAAUUCCGGUUCAACUUCCUCUCCAGGAGUCCCAAGUCCUUGCAUCAACUGUAUUACUAUUACUACUACCGGUCCUGUUCCUUAUGUCACUACAUUUCCUCCAGCUUCAGCUGGAGGAAAAACUACAGUCCUUACCUGCUCCGGACGUAAGACUGUAACUGUAACUGGCACCGUUUCAAGCACUACAACUAUCACUCCGCCACCUCAUUGCGAUGAGUGCUCAGCUACGGUAGUUGUUCCAGCCACUGUUACCGAUAUCAAUACUGUAACAGCACCUGCAUGCCAUGAAUGCGUUACUGUUACUGUUAGUGGAACAACCCCUUGGGUCACUACUGUCCCCCCGACUUCAUCAGGACAUAAGACUACAGUCUUUACCUGUCCGGGCCAGAAGACGGUGACAGUGACUGGCACGAUUUCAAGUACUACGACUAUCAACCCUACAUCGGGAUGUAGUGACUGCACAGUCACAGUGAUUGUUCCCCCAGCCACAUCCUCACCUGCCAGUGGACUUGUUACUACAAUCACGACUACGGGUACCGCAACUGGCAUUACUACCCUGCCUGGAACUAGCGGUGGUAUCACUACUGUCAUUACCACUGCUACAGGACCUCCCCUGAUUACUGAAACGACGACGGCAAGAACAACGACUGGUCUAACCACCUUACCUGUCUCAAGUGGUGGACAAACCACUACUGGGGCCUAUACAACAUCAGCGCCAGCAGGAGGUCUUACUACAGUCACUAGCCAGGGUACCACUACUGGCCUAACUACCUUACCUGCUACUUCAGGCGGCACUACUACAGUUGUUAAGUAUACAACCCCUGGCGGUGGCCUCACCACUGUGACCUCAACUGCAUCAACUACUGGCUUGACAACACUUCCCGCGACGAGUGGUGGCACUACAACUAUUGUCACGUAUGUUACGCCAUCUUCAGUCGAAACUGGCGGCUUAACUACCUUGACUUUAACCGCUUCUACUACUGGUCUGACAACACUCCCCGCGACGAGUGGUGGUACCACUACUGUUGUCACGUAUGUCACCACCGGAGGUGGCCUUACCACUGAGACCUCAACUGCAUCAACCACUGGCUUGACAACACUUCCCGCUACAAGCGGUGGUACGACCACUGUUGUCACCUAUAUCACUACCGGCGGUGGCCUUACCACUGAAACUUCUACAGCUUCCACUACUGGUCUGACUACUCUUCCUGCUACCUCAGGCGGAACUACAACUAUUAUUACAUUUGUGACACCUCCCGGAGGCGGCCUUACCACUAAAACCUCUACUGCUUCCACUACUGGUCUGACUACUCUUCCUGCUACUAGUGGAGGCACGACUACUGUUGUAACAUUUGUGACACCUCCUGGUACUGGUGGUCUCACCACCAAGACUUCAACUGCUUCUACUACUGGUCUAACUACUCUUCCUGCUACUGAAGGUGGCACUACCACAAUUAUCACCUAUGUUACCCCCGGCGGUGGACUUACCACUGAGACUUUAACUGCAUCAACCACUGGAUUGACAACACUUCCGGCAACAAGCGGCGGCAUCACCACUAUCGUCACAUACACUACUCCUCCGCGAACUACCGUUACUUCUGAGGCCAGUAAAACUGGUCUUACUACCCUCCCUGCAACCAGCGGCGGUACUAUUACUGUCGUUACUUAUACUACUCCUCAGCAAACCACUGUUGCUUCCGAGCUUAGUACAACUGAUCUGGCUACCCUCCCAGUAACCAGUGAUGGCACUACUACUGGUAUUACUUCGACGACUUCUCAGCAAACCACUUUUACCACUGAGGCUACUGCAACUGAUUUGACUACCAGCUUAGCAACCAGUGGUGGCACUACAACUUCUACUUCUGAGUGCUCUGUGAUAUCAGGAUCAACCACAGUUAGCGCAACCCUCAAUUCGUCAGGAUCGGCCAGUUUCCAAGUACCCGCCUGUGCCACGAGCAUGGUUUUCAGUGUCACUGGCGGUUCCGGUCACCCAAGGGGUGGUUCAGGGGGCAAUGGAACUAUCUUGCAAGGUUCUAUGCCAGUUGUACCGGGGCAGUCAAUCCAGGCUAUAGCUGGAGGCCAAGGCUUGGGCUCUGAUACAGGAAUAGGUCACCCUGGACAGGGAUAUGGUAACGGUGGUAAUGCCACUCAAAAUGGCGGAACUGGCGGCGCAGGAUCAGCGCUCUUCGUCGGGGGAGACUUGGUUGUCGUCGCUGGUGGUGGAGGAGGCUGCUAUUCAGCCUAUGAGUGGCACUUGUCAGGUGACCAACGAUACUACACUUACAGAUCUGACUUUGUGGAUGUAAGCAGGGGCGGUAGUAUCUCUGGUGUUCGGGGCUCUGACGGCUGGGACUUAUCCAUCAAUCAAUUCCUCAAGCCGGGCAAUGGAAUUGCGACUAUGCUUACCAUGGGUGGAGGCAAAGCGGGUACUACCUCUGGUCCCGGUGCUGCAGGUGAUUACAUCUCUGGAGUCUAUCUCGGCUUCACUGCAGGUCAGCCAGGAAACGGUCAGAAUGGAGGUGAUGGCGGUACUGCUAAUCAUACAAACACUGCAGGAGGCGGCGGAGGUGGUGGCGGCGGCUACUUUGGAGGAGGCGGUGGUGCUAGUGGAUGGCAUCAGAACGAAACCGCAUACGGAGCUGAUUCCACGGUUUAUUCUGGUGAGAUAGCAGGCUCUCCCGGGGGUGGCGGAGCCAGUUAUGCUGCACCUGGUCUUAAUGUCUCCGAGACAUGGCAAACAGAAACAGCUCCCGGCAGUGUUAUUCUGACCUUCUUCUAG